AUGGCGUCUCUUGUGCGCAUCGCUGGGGUCGGCCUAGUCAUUGUCACGUCGACUACAGCAGCGCCUGUUCCACCAAUCUUCUCACUCAUUCCGGCACCACUCGUCCCAGGCCCAACCAAUCCGACCGGCCUUGCUAAAUGCAUGAGAACGUACGGUGCGCCGCAUUGCAUUGAGCUCUGGGAACGUCCCAACUUCAAGCCACAAGGCUCCGGACAAGAUACCGCAGCACAAGGCGCAACGAAAAAUGAAGGGGCAGCUCCUUCUUCAGAGCUCGAGGCUAGGGCCCCACAGCCGCCACCUGACGAGGACUGGGAGGAUGUCGUGGGGAAAAUAUGUCUCGAGCAUCCCUGGAUUCCUGGAUUCUGCGAUGAUCACCAGCCGGAACCAACUGAUGAAGGAUUGGUGCCAACUUCGGAACUCGAGCCUAGGGCUGUGCUCGCAGAGCCACCUUUCAAGGGCCAUGAUGAUGCCCUCGCGAAGAUCUGCUACCACAAUCCUAUUCCUGACCUAUGCGACGACAUCGUAACCAAGUCACCCCGUCGUUCGACUGUCGAGACGAGAGACAACAUCUUCCACAAGCUGUUGAAGAUCGGUUGGGAUGACGCCGUCACCGCCACCGUAUCAGAUCACCCUGGAGAAGUCCUUGAAGAUGCCAUGAACGAGCCCGAGCCUCGAAGCCUCCCCGACUCCCCACCACACCACGUCAAACCACUCGGCUCUGGCCCGGAUGCCGCGCCACGCGAAGCAUACAACAACGCUGAGAACCUACUGCCACCAACUGCAAAGCGGGAAGCCGCCCAGAUAGAUGGGCCUCUCGAUGGUCCGUACGAAUAUGGUCCUUGGACGGAUGAGACCUACCGCGAACCGACUUGGCUGCGUCCUGUGCUGGGGUGGAAGUGUGAUGUUGGAGCUACUGUGGAUGUGCCUUUGUUUUGCACUUGA
Messenger RNA from Saxophila tyrrhenica, 942 nucleotides. RefSeq lists its product as uncharacterized. The record is from RefSeq and is a predicted model, not a curated record. The transcript has a single exon. NCBI's taxonomy places the organism in Eukaryota, Fungi, Ascomycota, Dothideomycetes, Mycosphaerellales, Extremaceae. Bases 1 to 942 code for a protein of 313 amino acids.